AUGAUAUGUGAAAACAUUCUCUCACUUGUGGAAGGUAACGUUACAAUAGAGGUGAAAACUCUUGUUACUCACAUUAGAGAUAUGUUCAAUUAUACAAUCUCGUAUAAAAAGGCUUGGAUUGCAAAAAACAAGGCAAUCGUAAGAAUUUAUGGAGAUUGGGAUGAGUCAUAUCAGCAGCUUCCACAAUGGUUGAUGGUGAUGAAGAGGUGGCUUCCAGGAACAGUUGUCAAAAUGGAGACAAGUCCAACAGCGUUAGAUGGUCAAGUUUUCUUUGAACGCCUAUUUUGGACUUUCAAACAAUGCAUUCAAGGUUUUGCGUUUUGCAAGCCAAUUGUGCAGGUCGAUGGAACGUGGUUGUACGGAAAGUAUAAGGGGACGUUGUUGCUGGCCGUCGCCCAAGAUGGAAACAACCAUAUUUUUCCGGUCGCUUUCGCAAUUGUCGAAGGAGAAACCAAGGAAGCGUGGAACUUUUUCCUGAAAAAUUUGAGGAAGUACGUCACUCCACAAGAAGGUAUAUGCGUCAUCUCAGAUAGGCAUGCAUCCAUUAAAAGUGCUUAUGAAAAUCCUUUGAAUGGUUGGAAUAAUCCUCCAACGACGCAUGUCUACUGCAUCCGACACAUCGGCCAGAAUUUUGUGAGAGAAAUCAAACAGAAAAAUCUUCGGCCGUUAGUUACAAAUAUGGGAUAUGCACCCAGCGAACCUUCAUUCAAAUACUGGCGGAACGAACUUAGGAAGGAAAGUGUGGAGGCUUUAAAUUGGGUUGAUAAAAUCCCGAAAGAAAAAUGGACGCAGGCGUACGAUGGAGGUCGUCGGUGGGGUCACAUGACGAGCAAUCUUGUCGAGGCGAUGAACUCAGUCUACAAGGAAAUUCGCAGCCUACCAAUCACAGCAUUGGUCAAAGGAACAUACUCUAAGACUGCGACACUUUUUGGAACACGCGGAAUGGAUGCAAUGGCUGUGUUAGCUUCUGGUCAGGUGUAUUCUGUGCCAUUUCAGAAAAGGCUAACAGAUGCAAUGACUAAGGCCCACUCACAUGUAGUCACUCGUCAUGAUAGGCAACGUUUCGCAGUGAAGGAAACUGAGGAUCCCCGCGAAGGCCGACCAAAGGAUACAUUUAAAGUACACUUGGAAGAAAAAUGGUGUGACUGUGGAAAAUUUCAAGCAUUACAUUUACCUUGUUCACAUGUUAUUGCUGCUUGUUUUCACGCUCAUUUGGACUAUCAAGUGUACAUUGAUGAUGUGUUCAAAGUUGCCAAUGUAUGCCGCGUUUAUGAGAAUACCUUCCAAGUGGUUCAAGGCCAAAUGUAUUGGCCGACAUACGAAGGCCCGAAACUUUUUCCCCGUCCUGAUAUGAAAAGGGUCAAGAAAGGUCGUCCAAAAAAGAACCGCAUUAGAACCGAAAUGGACGAAUUCGGCAAAAAAGAGCGCCUAUGUGGUUUAUGUAGAAUGCCGGAUCAUAACAGAAAUAAUUGUCCUAAUGUUGCGGGACCCUCGUCGUAA
Messenger RNA from Trifolium pratense (red clover), 1500 nucleotides. RefSeq lists its product as uncharacterized. The coding region runs from base 1 to 1500 and encodes 499 amino acids. NCBI's taxonomy places the organism in Eukaryota, Viridiplantae, Streptophyta, Magnoliopsida, Fabales, Fabaceae. The record is from RefSeq and is a predicted model, not a curated record. The transcript is spliced from 2 exons. Gene Ontology annotation, molecular function: zinc ion binding.